Messenger RNA from Symbiodinium natans, 1518 nucleotides. The record is from the annotation of a GenBank genome assembly. Lineage: Eukaryota; Dinophyceae; Suessiales; Symbiodiniaceae.
AUGGCCGACUUCAACGCGAUUCGGCAGAAGAUUAUGAAACGCGUCAACGUGGAGCCGGAGUGCCUCGAGCCCGACGACAUCACAAAGAUGGUGGAAGACGGGGUGCUGACAAAGGAGGAGUCGACCAUUUUGGAGAUCAACUUGAAGGUGAAUAAGAAUAAGGUCAUGGCGGCCCCGGGCUUUCGAGACGUGACGGGCUCUGGCUACGCCCCCACCUUGCUCAAUCAGGGCUUCUCUGGUACGGCGCCGACGCUCCAGACGGGGAAGGACAUGAAGUCCGGUGUCCUCGAGCUGAAGCAGCUGGACUGGCAGCGGGUCUUCACGAACUGCAACCUGACGUGCGGCAGGAUCACCAGCAGCAGCGCCUUCAGCUGCUCGUCGAAGCCAUUGUUCAAGGAGCCGACGGAGGAGACCAUCAAGAAUAAGCUUUUUCGUGCCUCGCAGUACAGCGAGCAGGAACAUGCCGUGGUGCGGUUCGACGACAAGUUCAAGGCACACUCGGAGGUCUGCAGCGCGCAAGCCUAUACAGAGGUGUGCACACCUCUUGCGGCAGCUGCUGCGGAAUACAAGUCCGCCAGCCUCCACGAACAGCGAGGAGAGGGCAGCCACUACACUGUAGUCCACAAGCUUCACGUGCCGGUGGGAAGCUUCCACAUCAGCACGGCUUAUCUCGAGGUGGAGGAAGGGUUCGUGCAGAGCGUGGAGGAAGCCUUGAGCGCCGCAGGCAACAAGAAGCCUGAGGAGCUGAGCAAGUUCUUCGAGGAUCGCAUCUUCAGUAUCUAUGGGGACGUCUAUCCGACCGAGGUGACAAUCGGGGUGGCCGCCUUCUCCACCGAGGUCAAAACCGUGACCAAGCAGGAGAACAACAAAAAGGCCAAGGACCUCGCGCAUUUGGCGGGAAAGGGCAUUGGCCAAGGCUUCGCGGGCAAAGGGGACGUAGCUGCCAGCACUGACACGGCCAGCACGGAGGGUGCGCAUGCUGUGAACGAAAGCCGAAGCUGGACCAGCAUCGGGGCAGCCAUCAGCGAUGGUAAGAACCCCCGGUCCAUCAAUUCAUGCAGGGAGGACUCAGGUGCAUGGCGCUGCAUCCAGUACGAGAGGGUAGCAAGCGUCUUCGACUUGCUCCCCCCGAAGCUUCUGGACCGUGUCCGGGAGUUGGAGAAGACAAUGCCGCAACUUGCGCCCGAGCAAGAGCUGCAGAAACCAGCGCAGCUGCAGCCAGCCAGCGAACGCCUCAAGCGCCGCCAGCAAGCAGUGGCGGCCGUGAUCGAGGGCCUCAAGCGCUUGGACCGCUGGCAGCACACCAUGCAUCAGAGGAACGAGGCACAAAGGCUUCUGCAGGAAGUGGGAAUCCGGCAGGGGCGCCUUGAGACCGGCGAGAGCCUCCUCACAGCCGACGAGCACAAGCAGAUCAAGUGGCUCGUGGGCCUCUACUCUGGUUGGAUCUGGAAUGUGGACGACAACAAGACCAGUGCUGCGGCACAGCAGGCAGCGGACGUCCUGGCGAAGGAUGGGUGA